AUGCCUUCAAUGCAAGACUUUGAGUACCAACUAGGACUUCUCAAGCUUGAGAGCGAACAGGACGAGAUUGAAGAUGCAUCUCUAGCCCCAGUUUUUGCAGGCCCAAUCCUCGAUAUGCCCAUUCCAACCCCAUCACAAUAUGGACUUCUAGGAGGUGUGAAAAGUGUUUCAACUCUUACAAAUCAACGGACUGUUCACGACAAAGAUCCUCGGUUGCUUUUCAAUGUGGCUUCUCCAUCAAGCACAUUUAUCUGUGGUUCUCAGGGCUCCGGCAAAAGUCAUACCUUGUCUUGUCUACUCGAGGAUUGCUUGAUCCCAUCCAGAGCUGGACAGCUUUCAAAUCCCCUCACAGCAGUCAUUUUCCACUACGACACGUUCAUUAGUGAUACAGCCGGCAGCCCUUGUGAAGCUGCUUUCCUAUCCACUGACCCUAACAUUGUAGUCCGGGUUCUUUGUGCGCCUACAAAUAUUCGCACCAUAAAGCGAACCUACUCGAGAUUCAGCAACAUUACGGUGGAACCUCUGAAAAUCGAUCAAAUUGAUUUGAACACCAAGCGUAUGCUGGAUCUGAUGGGAGUGGGCCAAGACAGUAGUAGCCCUCUACCCCUCUACAUGUAUACCAUCCAGCGAGUCCUUAGGGAAAUGCGCAUUGACCAACAAACCCACGAAACCGAGUUCGAUUAUGCGAAUUUCAAGUACAGAAUUGGGGCAGCGGGCCUUCUUUUGGGACAGCUUGAGCCGCUAAAACAGCGACUUGAUUGUCUGGAGAGCUUUAUGCCUCCCAAGCAAACGAUCACUGGCUCCAAGCCCACCGGGAAAAAAGAUAAAGACGCUACAACACGAAAGAGUUUGGGUUCAAGCUGGAAGCCAAAGGCGUCGCAGUUGACGAUCGUCGACUUGUCUUGUCCUUGUAUCUCGGCCGAUACUGCCUGUUCCCUAUUCAAUGUCUGCUUCGGAAUCUUCAUGGAGCAGGAUUCGCAGAUCGGCAGAAUAAUCGCACUUGAUGAGGCUCACAAGUACAUGAAAGGCUCAGUGGAAGCCAAAAACUUUACGGAAACUCUACUUUCGACAAUCAGGCUCCAACGCCACCUCGGUGCUCGGAUUUUUGUCUCUACCCAGGAUCCAACCAUCUCCAGUGACCUUAUCAGUCUGUGCUCCAUUACAAUCGUCCACCGUUUCUCCUCGCCGGCAUGGUUAUAUGCACUCCAGGGUCAAAUCGCUGCUGCUGCCCUUGGCGCGGUAUCGAAAAAGGGGUCCGCGGAAGACCCAGAUGUUGUAAGCAAAUACGCUCUCUUCCAUCAGAUUGUUCGUCUUCGAGUGGGCGAAGCCCUGCUGUUUUGCCCCAAUGCUGCGUUUCCCAUUACACCGGAGGAUGAUAAAGGAGUUCAAGGGUCCAAAGCUCCGAAGUUGAUGACUCUGGGUGCUGGAUAUGUGGUGAUCAAGGUUCGAGAUAGGUUGACGGAGGAUGGUGGGAAGAGCGUUUUAUCUUCUUGA
This is a messenger RNA of Penicillium verhagenii, 1494 nucleotides long. RefSeq lists its product as uncharacterized. NCBI's taxonomy places the organism in Eukaryota, Fungi, Ascomycota, Eurotiomycetes, Eurotiales, Aspergillaceae. The coding region runs from base 1 to 1494 and encodes 497 amino acids. The transcript is spliced from 4 exons. The record is from RefSeq and is a predicted model, not a curated record.